GCGCGGGUUGGGGGGUCCCCGGGGGCUGUGCGCGCAGUUGGGACGCGUUCGGGACGCUGGAGGCGCGGACGCAGGGCGGGGGUGGCCGGCAGCCACAGCCCCUUCCGAGAGCGACAUUCAAACUCGCGCCCGCGUCGCGCCGCCACCUGGGCAGUGCCGAGCGUCCCUGAGCGUCCGGAGCAGCGCGCGGCGACCGUUCGAACCUCCCCGGGGUGGUACCCCUGCCAGGCAGCGAUGCCAGGAUGCCCGUCUCUGCCUCCCUCCACCAAGACCGCAGCCAGCAGCGCCCCGUGAGCCUGAGCUCAACCUCGACCGCGUCGUCAGGCUCAUCCCGUGACAGCCGUGGUGCCAUGGAGGAGCCCAAUGGAACUGAGGCCCCUGCCGAGAAUGGAGCAGGCUCCCCAUGUGGCCGGCAGGCCCCCAACAGCAACAACAACUCAAGCAGCUGGCUGGCUGGGAAGGGGCCCCGCUCCCCAUUUGGUGGUCGCGCCUCCUCGGCAGGGCCGGCCCACCACAAGCUCAGCUACCUGGGCCGGGUGGUGCGGGAGAUCGUGGAGACAGAGCGCAUGUAUGUGCAGGACCUGCGUAGCAUCGUGGAGGACUACCUCUUGGAGAUCAUCGACACGCCAGGGCUGCUGAAGCCCGAACAGGUCAGCGCCCUCUUUGGCAACAUCGAAAGCAUCUAUGCACUGAACAGCCAGCUCCUCAGAGACCUGGAUAGCUGUAACAGUGACCCUGUGGCCGUGGCCAGCUGCUUUGUGGAAAGGAGCCAAGAGUUUGAUAUCUACACCCAGUAUUGCAACAACUACCCCAACUCGGUGGCUGCCCUGACGGAGUGCAUGCGGGACAAGCAGCAGGCCAAGUUCUUCCGGGAGCGACAGGCCCUGUUGCAGCACUCGCUGCCCUUGGGCUCCUACCUACUGAAGCCAGUGCAGCGCAUUCUCAAGUACCACCUGCUGCUCCAGGAGAUCGCCAAACACUUUGACGACGAGGAGGAUGGCUUCGAGGUGGUGGAGGAUGCCAUCGACACCAUGACCUGUGUGGCCUGGUACAUCAACGACAUGAAGAGGAGGCAUGAGCAUGCUGUCCGCUUACAGGAGAUCCAGUCACUGCUUAUCAACUGGAAGGGGCCGGACCUGACCACAUACGGAGAGCUGGUCCUGGAGGGCACAUUCCGCGUGCACCGCGUGCGCAAUGAGAGGACUUUCUUCCUGUUUGACAAGACGCUGCUCAUCACCAAGAAGCGGGGUGACCACUUUGUCUACAAGGGUCACAUCCCAUGCUCCUCGCUGAUGCUCAUCGAGAGCACCAGAGACUCCCUGUGCUUCACCGUCACCCACUACAAGCACAGCAAGCAGCAGUACAGCAUCCAGGCCAAGACAGUGGAGGAGAAGCGGAACUGGACCCACCACAUCAAGAGGCUCAUCCUGGAGAAUCACCAUGCCACCAUUCCUCAGAAGGCCAAGGAAGCCAUCUUGGAAAUGGACUCCUACUAUCCCAAUCGGUACCGUUACAGCCCAGAGCGGCUGAAGAAGGCUUGGUCGUCCCAGGAUGAGGUCUCCACCCACCCUGUGCGCCAGGGGCGCCGGCAGUCUGAGCCUGGUCAUCCCGUGUGCGUCCCGGCUGCACUUGCCAGUGGGCAGCGAGGCUUCGGGCUGCCAGGCCUUCACGGCCGUAGAAAGUCGGAGCCCACCAAACACCUGCUGAGGCAGUUGAAUGAGAAAGCAGCCAGAGCAGCAGGAAUGAAGCACGCAGGCAGCGCUGGUGCCCUCCUGGACUGUGGGCAGCCUCCAUGCCCCCGGGGCCUACAGCUGGAGGAGGAGGCUGAGGGGGCUGCCGAGGAGGAACAGGAGGAAGAGGAGGAGGAGGAGGAGGUGGUGGAGGAGGAGGAACAGGCCUUUCCGGUCUCUCUGGAGGACCUGGCAGGGCACCAAGAAGGCAGCGAGAAGGGGGCCGGGCCGGAGCCCCCAGGCUCGGAGGAGGAGGAGGAGGAGGAAGAGAGUCUGGCAGUGGCGGAGCAGGUAGCCGACUUCGCCAGCUCCCUGCUGGCCGCCCUCCACUGCUGGCACUAUCGGGCCAACGCUUUACUUUUCUCCCGGGGCGCUAUGGGCAAGGGGCGCAGGGAGUCUGAAGAUCAUAAGAACUGCAGAAGACCCAGCAGCCAGUCACCAAGCAGUGCUGAGAAGCGCAUGAGCUUUGAGUCCACGUCCUCCCUGCCAGAGGGCGAGCCGUCAGACCCUGAGCCUGGGGCUGAGCCGGAGGAGGAGGUGUUCACAACCACGGUGGGCCCUGGCCCCGAGGAGAUGCCACCCGAGGCCGAGGCUCCAGAAUCUCUGGAGAUGCAGCUUGAUGCCCACGAAGGGCCGCCACAGCUGGAUCCCACUGUGGACACAGAGGAAUUCCCCAUGGCCGAGAGCCCUGAAGAGCUGAAGGCCCUGAGCAGUGAGGAGGAGGAAGAAGAGGAGGAGGAAGAAAUGGGUCCCGUGCAGGAGCCUGAGAGCCUCCUGCCUCCCUCCGUCCUAGACCAGGCCAGUGUCAUCGCCGAGCGGUUUGCGAGCAGCUUCUCACGGCGGAGCAGCCUGGCGCUGGAGGACGGCAAGUCCAGCGGCUUGGGGACGCCACCUCGGCUGGCCAGCCGGAGCAGCAGCAUGCUCAGCCUGGAGGGUAGUGAGAAGGGCCUAGCCCGGCGGGGCAGCAGCACCACGGACUCCUCCCAGGGCUCUCAGCCCCUGCCUGACGUGGACGGUAGCAUGGCCGUGGCCAUGGAUGGUGGACCAUCCGUAAAUGUGAACGGGACCGAGCCCACCAACCACGUCUGCCCCACCGAGCCCGACAGGGCUUCCUGCAAGAAGAAAGAGUCGCUGCUGUCCACACGGGACCGGCUGGUGCUGGACAAGAUCAAGAACUACUAUGAGAACGCUGAACACCAUGACGCCGGCUUCAGCGUCCGGCGCCGCGAGAGCCUGUCCUACAUCCCCAAGGGCCUGGUGCGCAACUCCGUCUCCAGGUUCAACAGCCUUCCGCGGCCAGACCUGGAGCCGUUGGUGGCACCGGCGGGCUGCAGGCGCCAGGCAGGCUCUCGGCCGGCCUCGUGGGCCCUGUUUGAUCUCCCAGGACCAGGCCAGGCGGGUGCAGGCGAGCCAGCUCCCAUCACAGAGGCCGAGUUCCGUCCGUCUUCAGAAAUGGUGAAGAUGUGGGAGAUGAUGGAGGAGGAUAAGGAGGCUCCCGAGGGAGGCCCGAGGGAGGGACGGGGCCCGCGCCAGGCCAAUGGCUUGGACCUGCAGGAGCCGCUCUUCAUCCUGGAGGAGCACGAGUUGGGGGCCAUCACGGAGGAGUCAGCCACAGCCUCGCCCGAGAGCGCCUCCCCAACCGAGCGACCCAGCGCGGCCCACCUGGCCCGUGAGCUCAAAGAGCUGGUGAAGGAGCUGAGUGGCAGUGCCCCCGGGGAGCUGGUCACCCCCUUGCACCCCCGCAUCAUGCAGCUGUCCCAUGUGAUGGACAGCCACAUGAGCCAGCGUGUCAAGAACAAGGUCUACCAGCUGGCACGCCAGUACAGCCUCCGCAUCAAGAACAAGUCAGCCAGGCCACCUCUGCCGUGGGAAAGGGGCUCACCGGUCACGGCCCUCGAAGACGGGAAAUGCCUGCAGGAGACAGCUGGAGAGCCACCUGGUGGCAAAGGUAGGAGGAAGCCGCCACUGUCACUGCUCAGCCCAGAGCAGCUGAGCAUCGCUGAACACAGAGACCCCAAGGCCUCCCCGGCUGGGGAUGUGUCGCCACGGCAGCUGUCCUUCAGCCCUUCCGCUGUCAGCCCCAGGACCACCUCGCCAGGCGUCCGGCCCAGCACCCGGAGCCCCCUCAGCCCCUUCGACACAGAGACCUUCCACUGGCCAGACGUCCGGCAACUCUGUUCCAAGUAUGCAUCCCACGAUGAGGCUGUCCAGGGCCAGGGCAGCCGAGCCCGCGGCCCACCUGUCAAUCGGAGCCGCUCAGUGCCCGAGAACAUGUUGGAGCCCCCACUGUCGGGCAGGGUGGGCCGCUGCUGCAGCCUGAGCACUGAGCCCCCAGAGAAUGAGGCCCUGUAUGUCACUGCGGAUGUCACCCUGGACAACCAUCAGCGGGUGAUUGUCAUGGAGAAGGGGCCCCUCCCCAGCCCCACUGCAGGGCUGGAGGAGGAGGGUGGUGAGGAUGGUGGGCAGGGCACAGAGACUACACAGUAUCCCCUGAAGGAAGAGCGGCCCAGGGACUUGGCCGACGCCAGCCAGCGGGGCCGCGUCAGAAACCUGAGGCACAAGUUCCAGGCCUUGAACUCCAUAGGUUGACUGUGAUGUCCCCCUGAGGCUGGAGGACUCACCUGCCACCUGUGCCAGGGGCUGGUGUGUCACCCUGCUCUUGUAAAUAGUCCCUCCCUUGGUAUAAGAAACCAAAUAUUUAAGCUUACCUCUUCCCAGCCAGUAUCCGGAGACUCGGGGGCAGGGGCCUGGUUCUGUAACACUCUGUCGUCUUAGACUCCAGGCAGCAACGAAGCCAAUAAUUUAUUGCUUUCUUUCCUGUGGUGCAUGAGUCCUUGUGUGCGUGUGUGUGUGUGUGUGUGUGCAAGUGGGCAAAUGUGUCCCCCAUGUGUAGUCUCCUCCCGCAUGUCGGGCCCGCUGCGGUACUUUGAGGGUUGUCACUCCUGUAUACACAUUUCAUUAUUUGCCAACAGUGCAAUAACUACUGCUGACCAA
Molecule: messenger RNA, 4724 nt
Organism: Ochotona princeps (American pika)
Lineage: Eukaryota; Metazoa; Chordata; Mammalia; Lagomorpha; Ochotonidae
Gene: PLEKHG3
Product: pleckstrin homology and RhoGEF domain containing G3
Exons: 19
Coding region: 243-4319 (1358 amino acids)
Molecular function (GO): guanyl-nucleotide exchange factor activity
Source: RefSeq, a predicted model, not a curated record